This is a messenger RNA of Diachasmimorpha longicaudata, 3445 nucleotides long. Its product is annotated as RNA-binding protein 25. NCBI's taxonomy places the organism in Eukaryota, Metazoa, Arthropoda, Insecta, Hymenoptera, Braconidae. Gene Ontology annotation, biological process: regulation of alternative mRNA splicing, via spliceosome; mRNA processing. The transcript has 9 exons. The record is from RefSeq and is a predicted model, not a curated record. Gene Ontology annotation, cellular component: spliceosomal complex. Gene Ontology annotation, molecular function: mRNA binding. The coding region runs from base 377 to 3148 and encodes 923 amino acids.
GAAAAUCUCAGCGACAAAUGGCUGCGAUCGCCGCUAUGAAGGCUAUGAACGCAAGAGCGUAAUUGCCUCGCGAGGUGUUAGAAUUCGAAGGUUCGAUAUACCUGUAAAUUCACAAUCACAAGUCCAUCCUGUCAAUGGACAAAAUCUAUUCUGUUAAUAUUGUGUAAAUAUGCUAUUUGAAUAGUGGAUGGUGAACUAAUCGUCAUGAGAUUGAUUGAGACGAGUUAGUGAUUUUGUGGUUAGGUUGGUCUGUGUGGCAUCCAUUAACGUUGAGAAUUUGGCAUCGGUUAUUGUCACAUUUUUUGGAUUAAACGAAACCGAACGGAAGUACGUGGAAUAUCCUGAUUAUUCGAUAUUCAGAAUAAAUUGAUUAGCAAUGUCAUACCCUGGACAACCACCUAUGGGCAUACCCGGAAUGCCGCCGAUGCCGUACAUGGUUGGUGCUCCUCCACCGAUCAUCGGUGGAGUCAUGCCAAUGCCGCCACAUAUGAUACCCACACCAGUCUCUGCAAUGCAGACCUCAGCACCAGCUGUGAGAUAUUCUCGAAAUCAACCGAGGCAUGACCCAACCAGGCGAAGAGAGCGUGAAACAGGUCCUCCUGUCACUGUUUUUGUCGGUAACAUCAUGGAUCGUGCCCCUGAUGUUAUGAUCAGACAUAUCCUAGGUGCUUGCGGCCACGUUCUGUCCUGGAAACGUGUGCAAGCCUUUGGGUUUUGUGAAUAUGCUGGGCCAGAUGCCGGAUUGCGAGCAAUUCGACUACUCCAUGACAUGGAAAUUGGGAAUAAGAAGCUGGUGGUGAAAGUGGAUGCCAAGGCUAAGGUUGUUUUGGAUCAGUUCAAAGCUGAACGACGGAAGAAGCUGAAGGGCGGACAAUCCCCUCUGCAGGAUGAGACACAGAAUGAAGCUGGCGAUGGUGAGGAUUCUGAUGACUACAUGGACGAGGGGAUGCGCGUAGUGGAUAGCGAUGCACUGACAAGAAUCUCUCAGAUUCUUUCGGAGCAUUCCACCGAGUUGGAACUUGCUCAGAAUGCUCCAGAUGCUAGGAAAGCCAGUGCCGAGGAGCACCAGGCAAAGCUAGCAGCAAAGUCAUUAAAUCUCGACGAUGCGGAAAUUGAGGAAAGUAAACGAGAUUUAAUAACACGGGAAAUUGGAAAGUUCAGGGAAGUCAUGAAGAAACAAGAGGAAGAAAAGGCCCAGGUUAAACGGAAGAAAGAAGCUGUGGAGAAGGAGGAGAAGGAGAAACGGGAAAAGAAGAGGAGAGAUCGACGCGAUGACGAUGUCGGGGUCAAGGAUGAGCAGGAGGUGGAUUUGGGGAGUCCUCUUUCACACAAGGGCCAUCCGGAUAGGAGGGACAAGCGUCGAUCCAAAUCGAGAUCAAAAGAACGUGAGCGGGAGCGUGAGCGCCUGAGAGAUCGAAUGAGAAGGGACAGACGAGAAGAUGAUAUCGUCAAUAAGGACGAUCAGGACGUGGAUAUGGACAGUCCCAUGUCGCACAAGGGUCAUCCCGAUAGACGUGACAAGCGGCGUUCGAAAUCACGAUCAAAAGAGCGUGAUCGCAUGAGGGACAGGAAUCGCGAGCGCGACCGUGAGCGCGAGGAAGUGCGAAAGAGCGAGCGGGAGAUAAUGCGUGAACGUGAGGAGGAGGAAGAGGCAAAAGAGCGAAAAAAGAACGAGAGGCGAGCCCGAGAGAAGGAGGCAGCUUAUCAAGAGCGUUUGCGUGCCUGGGAGACCCGUGAGCGUCGUAAACAGAAGGAAUACGAGAAGGAAUUCGAGAAGAAACGAGGCAAACGAGAGGCACGCGAGAAGGAGGCAAAACGAUUGAAAGAAUUCCUGGAGGAUUACGACGAUGAUAGGGAUGAUACCAAGUACUACAAGGGCAAGGAAUUAGCCAGACGCCUUGAGGAGCGUACACUAGAGGCUGAGGCGGACUCCCGGGACAGAUGUGCUGAGCGCCAAGAGUUACAACGGCUACGGGACAAACUCUACGCUGAUGCAUCACAUCCAGAUCCAGCGGCAGAAUUUGAAAGAUUGAAGGCAGAGCGAGAGGAACAGUACAAACCGAAGCCAGUAAUAACAAUAAUUGAUGAGGAGGAUGAGAAAAAUGAUGAUAGAAAGGCUAUUGACAAGGAUAAAGAGGAGAGAGAGCGAAUGCCGCCAAUUGAAACAGAGCCCAUUGAUAGUGAUAGUGAUGAUGGGGUUGAAUUUGAAGAUCCACCGCAGGAGCCAUCAAGAACACCACCGAGACAUCACUAUCGUCAUCGUAGGCAUCAUCGCCAGCCAAGCUAUCAUCGCGAUUUUAAUCAAGUUGAUGGAAUUAUGGAGAGUGAGAAGGAGCCACAUAAUUCCAAUCAUAAGCGUAAUUCAGUUACAUCGUUGUCCAAUGCUGGGGGUAGUGUUGGUUCGGUAACAUCACCAGCUCCAGUAACACCAUCACAGAUGGGCGGUGUACCUAGUCAGGACGAUGACUCGCGUAUGUCGUUGGUUAGUGAGCCUGAGAAAAUGAACAGUGGCAGUAAUUUUGUACCCUUUGCCAUGGGGGCUAAUCGCAGUUCGGAUCAUGGUAUUGGUAAUAAGACACCUGCUAGUCCUGGGGGAAAUAAUCAACAGGUCAAUCAGUCGGGCCAAACGAGGAAGAAGACACGAAUGGAUGUUAAGGAUGUCUUCAAUAAUGAUGAUGAGGAUGAUGGUACUAAUAACUCCAAAAAACGUAAAUUGGUGCCUCUUGAUUAUGGGGAUGAGAAGAAGAAGAAGGGAAUUGAGGAGGUGAAUGUUAACAAGGGGGGUAAGGAGGAGAGUAUCAAGAGUCAGGAGGAGAAACGUAAACAUAUUAAAUCCCUUAUUGAUAAAAUACCGACGGAUAAAAAUGCACUUUUUGCUUAUCAACUUGAUUGGGCUGUCAUUGAUAAUGCACUGAUGGAAAAGAGGAUACGGCCCUGGAUUAAUAAGAAAAUCAUUGAAUACAUUGGGGAGCCUGAACCAACACUUGUGGAUUUUAUCUGCAGUAAAGUUAUGGCUGGAAGCUCACCUCAGGGAAUUCUAGAUGAUGUACAAAUGGUUCUCGAUGAAGAGGCGGAAGUAUUUGUUGUGAAAAUGUGGAGGUUAUUGAUAUACGAAGUGGAAGCCAAGAAGAUGGGACUAGUUAAAUAAAAAUCACCUACAAUUUUCAUUGUCAAUGUGAAAAAUUUAAAGAUCCAUUACGAUUGACUCGCAGUUUAUACUAUCGAUAUAAUUUCUUGUACGAUGUAAACGAUUAGAUAUUAAUUUGAACAAUGAAGGAAAUCACCGAGAAAAUACAUUUUAUGUGUACACAAAUGAGCCUAUCCGAUGAUGGAAAGAAUGAUACAAAAAUACACGAGGAUGAAUUUUUUUUGAAGUGUGAGGUGAAGUGUGAAUCUGUAUAAAAGACGAACAUAGUGGGGAAUUUCAAAAAAUAAUUACUGCUUA